AUGGCGUUUGAAAAGCCAGUGGUUGUGAUUGAUAAUGGUAGUUACAAUAUAAAAGCCGGGUUUUCCUGUGAUAACCAUCCGGUUUCCAUAUUUAGAACUUUGGUAGGAAGACCAAAUUAUUUACAUGGGACAUUUGGCCGUGACUACUAUGAUGUUUAUAUAGGCGAUGAGGCACUGGAUAAAGUACAUGACUUAGAGCUCUCACAGCCUAUUGUAAACGGAAAGAUCUUAGAUUGGGAUAAUAUAGAGCGAAUUUGGCAUCACAUUUUUUAUAGAGAAUUAAAGACUGCACCAGAAGAUCGUGCUGUAAUUUUGGCUUGCGGUUCUACUGCAUCGAUGGAGGAAAAAAUCAGAUGUUGUGAAAUAUUUUUCGACAUUCUUAAUGCUCCUGCGCUUUGUAUUCAGUCACAAAGUGUAUUGGCUAUGUAUGGAUCAGGAGUUACAACUGGUCUUUGCGUAGAUCUUGGAUAUGCUACAACAAAUGUUAUACCAGUAUUUGAAGGCGGUGAUGUUAGUUAUGCACAUAUCGACACAGGUUUAGGAGGCUUACAAAUAUCAGAUUAUAUUAAGAAAUGUCUAGGAGAGCGAGGCGAACUCGAAGGAAUUAAAACACCACAAGAUAUUGAAAAUAUCCAAAAAAAAUGUUACAUUACACAAGACUGUGCUAUGUUAAGAAAAGAUUGCAAACGAAAACAUAAAGUUUCCCUUGAAAAUGAAAUCGACGUUAGCAAUGAAGUUUUUAUGGCUGCAGAAAUGCUUUUUCAACCAGAUUUAGUCAAAAAUGAAGACACAGGUUACGUUCCUCUCCAAGAUGCUUUGGUGACUGCAUCUUUGAAAUGUGACGAUGAGUUAAGAUUAGAAUUAUAUGAUUCUAUUAUACCUUGUGGAGGUUUAGCUUUGAUACCAGGUAUUAAUGAAAGAUUACAAAUAGAAAUGGAAAGUGUACUUAACCAAUCCGUCACAAUUUUGUCUUCACCUGAACCAUAUACCGUUACAUGGUUAGGGGGAGCUACAUUGGCAGGACUUGCAGAUGCAGAGAAAAUGUUUAUAAUUAAGAAACAAUAUGAAGAUCACGGCGAAAGAAUUAUAAGAAAUAAGUUUAAG
This is a messenger RNA of Brenthis ino (lesser marbled fritillary), 1104 nucleotides long. Lineage: Eukaryota; Metazoa; Arthropoda; Insecta; Lepidoptera; Nymphalidae. The record is from the annotation of a GenBank genome assembly.